AUGAAAAAGCGGCCUUUCAAGGUCCUGGAGCGGCCUUUCACGGUCCUGGAGCGGCCUUUCACGGUCCUGGAGCGGCCUUUCAAGGUCCUGGAGCUGCCUUUCAAGGUCCUGGAGCUGCCUUUCAAGGUCCUGGAGCGGCCUUUCAAGGUCCUGGAGCGGCCUUUCAAGGUCCUGGAGCGGCCUUUCAAGGUCCUGGAGCGGCCUUUCAAGGUCCUGGAGCGGCCUUUCACGGUCCUGGAGCGGCCUUUCACGGUCCUGGAGCGGCCUUUUAAGGUCCUGGAGCUGCCUUUCAAGGUCCUGGAGCUGCCUUUCAAGGUCCUGGAGCGGCCUUUCAAGGUCCUGGAGCGGCCUUUCAAGGUCCUGGAGCGGCCUUUCAAGGUCCUGGAGCAGCCUUUCAAGGUCCUGGAGCUGCCUUUCAAGGUCCUGGAGCGGCCUUUCAAGGUCCUGGAGCGGCCUUUCAAGGUCCUGGAGCUGCCUUUCAAGGUCCUGGAGCUGCCUUUCAAGGUCCUGGAGCUGCCUUUCAAGGUCCUGGAGCGGCCUUUCAAGGUCCUGGAGCGGCCUUUCAAGGUCCUGGAGCGGCCUUUCAAGGUCCUGGAGCGGCCUUUCAAGGUCCUGGAGCGGCCUUUCAAGGUCCUGGAGCUGCCUUUCAAGGUCCUGGAGCGGCCUUUCAAGGUCCUGGAGCUGCCUUUCAAGGUCCUGGAGCUGCCUUUCAAGGUCCUGGAGCGGCCUUUCAAGGUCCUGGAGCGGCCUUUCAAGGUCCUGGAGCGGCCUUUCAAGGUCCUGGAGCUGCCUUUCAAGGUCCUGGAGCUGCCUUUCAAGGUCCUGGAGCUGCCUUUCAAGGUCCUGGAGCUGCCUUUCAAGGUCCUGGAGCGGCCUUUCAAAGUCCUGGAGCGGCCUUUCAAGGUCCUGGAGCGGCCUUUCAAGGUCCUGGAGCAGCCUUUCAAGGUCCUGAAGCUGCCUUUCAAGGUCCUGGAGCUGCCUUUCAAGGUCCUGGAGCGGCCUUUCAAGGUCCUGGAGCGGCCUUUCAAGGUCCUGGAGCUGCCUUUCAAGGUCCUGGAGCUGCCUUUCAAGGUCCUGGAGCGGCCUUUCAAGGUCCUGGAGCGGCCUUUCAAGGUCCUGGAGCUGCCUUUCAAGGUCCUGGAGGGCCUCAGUCUCCACAUCUCACAGAACAUCUUUGGAGGGAGUUGA
Knipowitschia caucasica is the source of this 1188-nucleotide messenger RNA. NCBI's taxonomy places the organism in Eukaryota, Metazoa, Chordata, Actinopteri, Gobiiformes, Gobiidae. The record is from the annotation of a GenBank genome assembly.